AUGUCAUCUGGUAAUGAAAGUGAAACCAUUAGGCGCAACUCUAUGGCCCGAGAUAUACCACACAGGACGAAUUCGCAACAUGGUACUACUAUGAGGGAGCGGCUGGUGGAAUGGCGGACCAUAUUAUUGUUGGUGCUGUCCCUAAUUGCGACACUGACUUUCCAAGCUGCUGUAGACCCUCCCGGUGGUGUGUGGCAAGAUGACUCUCCCAAAGAUGUCCAGGAUAUCCCUAUGGUGCCAAAUCCACACAAGGCCGGGGAAUUCGUAAUGGCUUAUAACAAUCCGGUUUGGUUUGCAAUUUUCUACAUAUCCAACUUAUUUGGUUUUAUUGGAUCUAUAUUAACAAUUCUUUUACUCAUCAUUGCAAUGGCGUUCAACAACAACAUUGUUUUGGGGUUUUUUAUUAUAACCACAUGCGUGACGGUUGUGUCAGUUAUAGUAGUUUUUUUUGCUUCUCUUAGCGGAAUGACUCCAGACAAGAACAUAAAAGAAUUCGAUAUUCAAACGAGUAAAUUUGUAAAUAUCACUGCAAUCGGUGGUCUGAUAAUGGGUUUUCUCGCAGUUUUGGUAUCAAUUUGCGUUUUAAUAGGUCGCAGACGAAGAAGUUUAAGUUCAGUAGAUGCAAACAAUGCCAAUAGAGACCUAGAAGCUCUAAACAAUGCCAAUAUUGGGGGCCCAGGAGCUCCUCAAAAUGCAGCGGCGGCAAACAAUGACAGUAUUUUUGGCCCAGAAGCUCCUCUAAAUGCAGCUGCUGCGGCAAACAAUGCCAAUAUUGUAGGCCAAGCAGCUCCUCAAAAUGUAGCCAGCGCAAACAAUGCUAAUGGAGGCGAAAUCCAGCUGGUGUAA
Messenger RNA from Cornus florida, 846 nucleotides. RefSeq lists its product as uncharacterized. The coding region runs from base 1 to 846 and encodes 281 amino acids. The record is from RefSeq and is a predicted model, not a curated record. The transcript has a single exon. Lineage: Eukaryota; Viridiplantae; Streptophyta; Magnoliopsida; Cornales; Cornaceae.